Orbicella faveolata is the source of this 2376-nucleotide messenger RNA. RefSeq lists its product as uncharacterized. The record is from RefSeq and is a predicted model, not a curated record. NCBI's taxonomy places the organism in Eukaryota, Metazoa, Cnidaria, Anthozoa, Scleractinia, Merulinidae.
AUCCUAACAGUCAGCCAUUCUUAAAGCGCCCAUUUAAGUCCUAGCUCACGUUGGUUAAGAACUUUGAGUUUGAGUGAACAUUACCAAUUCGCCCGAAACAUAUUUUUGGCUGUGAGAAGUUGUGAAUGCUAAACGUACCAUGGCUAAAAAAUCGCAAUUUUGACUCGAUAUCUCGACUCCAACCAGAAAUACUGUUUUAACUUCCAGAAGUAGUGGGGAGUGCUACGACCAACAGUUUUAAUGUAUGAGCACAACACGGUAACAAAAUUGUCGAGUUAGAGUGAAAAUUAAACGAUCUUUUCCUCUCAUGUCUUCGUUUCAGCCACGUCAGUCAAGUUCAAACACGUUCUGAGCCUUAAUUGACUUUAAUUCUGCCGUUCAGUUAUGUGCUUGAAGUAUCCUCGUCAAAACAAAAUCAGUUUCUCUUAGAAUUUCUGAUUGACAUGUACGUUUAGAACGUAAACAUACGUGUACUGCCAUUAUAUUAAACAAAAGGAAAUAUGUGUUUAUAAAUAUGUUUGGACAGUAAAAGGUUGGCCUGGCUAGCGGACACGUCUUAACAUAAUCGGCCGAUGACGAACGAAAUGGAAUAGAGAUUAACACCACAAAUUACUUUUUUAAGUUCGUUCUUCGACUAAGGUGUAUAGGGAAAACGGAUUGAAAUAGCAUAUCGAAGUUUCCUUUGCCAUUCUAUGGAAAUCAGACUGUUCACUCUUGUAUAGAUGACCUCAUUUCAGCCUGAUGUGGCAGGGGGCUCAAUGCUAUUGGUUGAGUCCUCGGACAAAACAGCGUUUGCCUGAGUGACAUUGAGAAGACCCAUCCAGGCGAGGCUAGAAGCGUGGGAAUUUACAAAGAAACGAGCUCUGACCGAACAAGAUAACAGUUUGGAACUGAAACAACUAUCUGCAGUUUUUGCUCACGGUCUAAAUGGAGUUUUGGUGGAUCGUCUUGGCUGGAUGCGGCGGAGGCCUACUCUUGGCCGCUUACGUGGCCGUGGUCGUGUAUAAAUUAUUUCGACGCAAGAAGAGGGUGCAGAUGAACCAAUAUCAGCACCCUGAACGUCUUACAGAUGACAAAGAUUGGACUACCCAUGUCCAUGCAAGAGAGGUUUCGGAGAGGAGGGCGGACGGCCUAUGCAUGGAAACUCUAUCAGGGUCAACCAAACUUGGUCGAAAAGCGUCCAUCCCGUCCGUUAACCAGUUCCUAGGGGCUUCGGAGGAGGUUCCAAAUGCCUCGCACACAAAUUCCGACGAUAAACGAAAAGGACGUAGCAAGAGUCCAGGCCCGGAACCACAAGCAUCGGCAGGUUUUAACCAAGACACUUCGCCUUAUGUAGUGCCUGCGGCUGAAAGAAGCAGCCCCGAGGUUGUUCGAAGGUCUGAAUACACCUGGGAGACUCUGCUAUGUCAACCCAGCGAUUUCAGAAUUAAACGAAGUCAAUCGUUUAACUGGGACGAUCCUGAAUACAGAAAACCCAAAUGCAAGACUCGUUCCUUGAAGCUUGCAAGUGACAAGCAAGGUCAAGUGAAAAGAACUGUUCGGAGCAAAUCUCUCAGAAGAUAUACGCAUCGUGAAUUGACCGUCUCAGGUGCUGCCGAAACAGCACCAUUCGAUAAAAUUGUCAUCUCCGUGAAAAGAGGGGACGACAACGCGAAACGAAACAAAUCGAAGAAGAGCCCUAAGACUCAAAAAACUGUCAACGAACCAGGAAACAAAGUGACUAAAGCCGAAGGCACCACUAAAAAUAAAAAGAUCAACAGAUCGGGGUCUGCACCAUCUGCGAGGGCCAAGGAAAAGCUUGCUAACACUGAAGUAGAAGGCAGCCUAAAUCGACGACAUUCCUCUCGAUGGAUUCCAGAUCCUGAUUACCAAACUGUGUCGAUGGAGGAGCUCGUUUCAGCAGCUGAGCAACAAGUCAAAGCCACCAGAAAUGAUAACGUGUGUGUAGUGGAGAUCCACAACGUGCCAAGAGAUCGAGAUCCAAAGGUUAGUACAUUAGUGGGAACUGCCACGUCUCAAGUGGUCGACACAUCAUCGAGCACCUCCAUUCAACAGUCAAGUCCAUCACAUGAAGAUCAAACGAACUGUAGCACCACAGUUGAUGUGAAAACAAUACCAAUACCCGGUGUUGCCCAAAGGGUACCAACAGUUCUGCCGAACGAUCAGAGCCCUGACAAAAACGAAGAGACAAAUGUCUCUAACAAGAAUACUCACGACAGAAGAUUAUCCGUCAAAAACCGUAUUCAAAACCUCGAGACUCAGAUUGUCGAUGUACAGUCAAAUACUCGCCACNGUUGGUUAAGAACUUUGAGUUUGAGUGAACAUUACCAAUUCGCCCGAAACAUAUUUUUGGCUGUGAGAAGUUGUGAAUGCUAA